UCCCUGAUAAUUAUAAAACUGGGUCUGAACCAUGUGAGACAGAGAUCUAAACUGUUGUUUAUUCCAGAGGUUUUAUUAUAUUAAUUUUAAAGCUUUAUAAGUGUGUAGAUUUUAUUGAGUGUGUGUGUGAUGCGGUAGGUGUGUUGAUGUAAUACACGCUGUGAGCUGAUGGGUUAGUGUGUGUGUGUAUCAUCAUCAGUACUGCAGAAUCACUCUGAUUUAUCUGAUUUUAUGAUUUAAAUGUAAAUAAUGAUCAGUGAUGAGAAGCUGCAGGUGGUUACAGUAGCUGAGAUCUUCUUUCAUCAGUUUGUAGGAGAGGAAAUGACGAUUCACUGCUUUUGCUCCAGAGCUUUCGUCAACGAUCGAGAACUCUAUCGAUCUGACAACAAAUUUCUACGACCCCUGACUGACAGCAGCUUGCCAGUUGAUGAUGAAGAGAACGAUGAGGAGAAUGAUGAUGAGGUGGAGGAGGAGGAGGAGGAGGAGGAGGGAAGUUGUUCAGAGGAGGAGCUGUUGAAGGAGGAGGAUACAGUUCUGGAUGAAGAGACCCUCCUUAUGACCAGUAUGGGUCUUCCGGUGGCGUUCACCAGCUCAUCAGCUCACAAGGGCGCAGGCAAGAACGGAUAUAUUCCACGUCGAGCUCAAAAGAAGAAGAGUAGCUUCGACCGCUGGGAGACCCCCAACCACGAAACCCCACAGUUACCCCAGGAGGCCACUGAUGAUGGAGAAACAGAGGAGGAGGAGGAGGAGGUGCAGGAGGAGGAGGAGGUGCAGGAGGAAGAGGAGGUGCAGGAGGAGGAGCAGACGAGGGCCGUCGUGGACGAGACCCGCGAGGAGCCAGAAUCUCGUGCUGAUUCAGAUCAGGCCUGGCUGCAGUACUGGAACCUGCAGGGCGAGAACCUCCUGUGGAGCAGCUGGGUGGAGCGACACCCCGAAUUCUGCGGCGACUCCCCCGCGGCGCCGUGGGACCGCCCCGAGUGGAGGCAGCAGUGGGAGGAGCACGCCGACCGGACGUAUGUGUAUUACUGGGAGCAGUUCAGCUACUGGGCUUCUCGGGGCUGGACCACGCAGGAGACGGUCGGGGACGCCGCCCAGGACGAGGAACGGCAGGGACGGCCGGACGUUCAGGAGGCAUCCGGGGAGUCGGGGGAACCGCCGGAACCACUGGAAGGAAACGGCGUGGGCGUGGUCCAGCUUAUCGAGAGCCUGAACUUGAAGGGAGGGGAAGGUGAGCAUACUGGUGAACCUCAGGAUGGAGAUCAGGAAGGACCAGCGUCGUCCAGCGGAGUCUCCUCUGAGAAGGGUGAAACGAGGCCAGGCUCCGUCACCGCGGGGAGCGGGCGUGGCCAGCCGGUGAGGAACGUCUCCGAUGACGACGACAGCGAUGAAGACGAGCCGCCGGAGAGAAGAGCCAAGCUGAAGAGCGGUCAUGAGCUGGACGUUGAGGAGCUGGCGCAGAUGCCCGCUGACCGGGCGUGGGAGAGUCUGGGGCUCAAACGGGCCUCUGAACACAAGUUCGAGAGCGUUCUGAGGUUCCGCGCCCAGGAGCAGCGCGAGGGCGCCGGGCGCAGGAGGGGAAGAUGGAGACGGAAAGCCGCCUGCAAGAUCAACAAGCACGUUUUCUUCACGGAGGACGGCGAGGACACGAACGCGGAACCCAAAACCAACCCGACGAUGCAGAAGGUGCAGAGUUUCCUACAGGCGGUCCGGUCCGAGCCCGACUCCACGGACACCCCAUCCCCUGUGGUGGACGGUACGGUGAGCGGACGCGGCGCUCUGCACCCACAGACACGCGAAGAGUCCAGGACCCCCGAGCGGCCGGAACCCGAGACGCAGACGUUAGCCGAGGGGGAAUCGGACGCGGAGCAGAAGUCCGGGAGGGAACUGGUGCACCUGGAGGUCCCAGAUUACCUUCGUCCAGAUGAUCCGGAGGAACAAACCGAGGAGGCAGAGAAAUCGUUAAAGAAGAAGAAGAAAAAGAAGGCCAGAAGAAGGAAGAAGGACGUGGACGUUCCUCCUGAGAUCGCGGCCGAGCCGGAGCUGGCGAAGUACUGGGCUCAGCGGUAUCGACUCUUCUCUCGAUUCGACGAGGGGAUCAAACUGGACCACGAGGGCUGGUUUUCCGUCACGCCUGAGAAGAUAGCCGAGCACAUCGCUCAGAGAGUGCAGGACCCGUCCCAGACGCUGCUGGUGGUCGACGCCUUCUGUGGCGUGGGUGGAAACGCCAUCCAGUUCGCCCUGACUGGGAAUCGGGUGAUAGCCGUCGAUAUCGACCCCGUCAGGCUGGCGCUGGCGCAGCAUAAUGCCACCGUGUACGGUGUGGCCGAGAGGAUCGAAUUCGUCCAGGCGGAUUUCUUGCGGGUAGCGCCGCGGCUCCGGGCCGACCUGGUGUUCCUGAGCCCGCCGUGGGGGGGGCCGGAGUACCUCAGCGCUGACGUCUUCAACAUCCAGACCAUGAUGAGCCCUGAUGGGUUUGAGAUUUUCAGGCUGGCCAAGCUGAUUUCGGACGACAUCGUGUACUUUCUUCCUCGCAAUGCUGACAUGGAGCAGGUGGCGUCGCUCGCCGGUCCCGGCGGGAAGGUGGAAGUGGAGCAGAACUUCCUGAACAACAAGCUGAAGACCAUCACGGCGUACUUCGGCGCUCUGAUCCAGUCGGACUCGUAGUUUUGUAUUUAUUUAAGGCGUGUCUGUUUAGACCUCGGACCUUAUUUCUUUUAUUCCGGAGGAUCCCGUCCGGCGGUGCGGUUCGCUUUGUGUUUUACGUCGAGUUCUUUUAUUUUAAGUGACACAGUUUUGUAAUCGGACUCUUUUUAAAUAAACGUUUUGUUAAAAUAAAAGUGAUCCCGUGUCUUUGUGUGGAAUGUUGACGGUAAACGCUAACAAAUGUU
This is a messenger RNA of Trichomycterus rosablanca, 2888 nucleotides long. RefSeq names its product trimethylguanosine synthase 1 (gene tgs1). Gene Ontology annotation, biological process: 7-methylguanosine RNA capping; 7-methylguanosine cap hypermethylation. The record is from RefSeq and is a predicted model, not a curated record. The transcript is spliced from 14 exons. The coding region runs from base 250 to 2664 and encodes 804 amino acids. Gene Ontology annotation, cellular component: nucleus. Lineage: Eukaryota; Metazoa; Chordata; Actinopteri; Siluriformes; Trichomycteridae. Gene Ontology annotation, molecular function: RNA cap trimethylguanosine synthase activity.